Messenger RNA from Cyclospora cayetanensis, 567 nucleotides. Its product is annotated as cytochrome c oxidase subunit 2. The transcript has a single exon. Gene Ontology annotation, molecular function: copper ion binding; cytochrome-c oxidase activity. The coding region runs from base 1 to 567 and encodes 188 amino acids. The record is from RefSeq and is a predicted model, not a curated record. Gene Ontology annotation, biological process: ATP synthesis coupled electron transport. Lineage: Eukaryota; Apicomplexa; Conoidasida; Eucoccidiorida; Eimeriidae. Gene Ontology annotation, cellular component: membrane.
AUGCGAUCUUGGUUUGGUUUCUCUCGCGAGGCUAUGAAGCCUUCUGGGGUGGCCUUUCGCUCCGGCGCGGCCCCUGCCUUGUGUAGGAGCAUCACUGGUCCUGUCCCUUCUGCUUCUCCAUCAAGGCCUUCUGGGCAGGAUACACCCCUGCAGAAUGUGUCCGCCUCGGAUUACCCGACACCCGAGAAGUACUUGAAGAACCCAGACUUGAUUCCAACGUAUUACUCCUUUCAAAGCAACAUGGUGUCUGAUGAGGACCUCGCCCCAGGAAUGCUGCGCAAUCUGGAGGUGGACAGGCGGCUUACGCUGCCGACGCGCACGCACAUCCGCUUCCUUGUGACUGCAACGGAUGUCAUUCACUCGUGGGCCGUCCCUGCUCUAGGGAUUAAAGCAGACGCCAUACCAGGGCGGCUACAGAAGGUAAACACUUUUAUCCAGAGGGAAGGAGUCUUCUACGGGCAGUGUAGUGAAUUGUGUGGGGCCCUCCACGGCUUCAUGCCUAUUGUUGUUGAGGCUGUGAGCCCUGAAACGUACGCGGCGCAUGCAAAAAAAUGGUACAAGGAAUGA